UGGUUAACUGCGAUAUCAAAGUUAAAAAUACGGGGCAUGCUGGCCUCUGAGUCUUCACCUCGGACGGAGGCCCGAAGAGCGGCGCCAAGGGAAAGAAAACACAACAUCUCGAGGAUUCUGCGGGGUAGUCUUGGUAUUGAGAGGGAUGUUGGGGCAUUUACACUAGUCUUAACUUCUGCCACAGUUUUCAGCAUCUACUGGGCCACUUGAGCUCUGUUAGUUAGCAAAAUGUAUGGCACAAACCUGCUGGAAACUAUGGGCAAGCCCACAGCCGGCCACCUCGGCAUGGCUGUAACUUUUACGAUUCUUGUCGCUUUCACGAUUCACGUACUCCGCAUGAGAUUUUUCCACCCACUCCGGCGGUACCCUGGCCCAUGGCUCAACAGCAUCACUCAGAUUCCUGCCGCCUGGGCGCUUCUCAGAGCUCGACAGCCCAAGGCCUACCGGGAACUGCACGAAAAAUACGGCCCCAUUGUCAGAGUUGCGCCCAACGAGCUCAGUUUCAUCAAUGUAGAGGCGUGGGAUGAUAUUUACGGAUUCCUUAAAUCGACACCCAACUUUGAAAAGAGUCCAGUCUUUAUAGGGGCCGUCUCUCCCCUGAACGGACAAACCGGCAUCAGCCUGGCCAACAAUGAAGAGCAUACUAGACAGCGACGUGCACUAGCGGCACCGUUCACCAACCGUGCCCUGCUACAGCAGCAGGAUAUUCUUCGGGUGCACGUCGACAAGCUGAUUACGGCACUGCGGGCCAAGGCACGGAACAAGGAAUCGGUAAAUAUGGGUGAAUGGUAUACGUACACGACUUUCGACAUCAUUGGCGACAUUUGCUUUGCUGAGCCGUUUGGGUGUUUGGACGGCGGAGAGUCCAACGAGUGGGCGCGGGCCAUCAUCAACAUCUUCAAGGCGGCAACUUGGGAUCAAGCCAUCAGACGGGUGGCCGGCACCGGCACUCUGCUGCACAAGGCCCUGGUCAAGAUCAUCAUACCGGCCGAGGCGGCGCAGUGGCGCACCAUCCACUUUUCCAACUCAAAGGCCAAGACGCUGGCGCGGCUGGCCGACCCGGACCGCCAGCACCCAGACCUCAUCAAGCACAUCCUCGACAGCGAGGACUCGCGCGCCGCCCUGAGCCCGACCGAGAUCAUCCUCAACAUGGUGCUCUUCAUCAGCGCCGGCAGCGAGACCACGGCCAACACCAUGACGGGCUGGACCUACUUUAUGCUGCGGCACCCGGAGGCCCGGGCGCGCGCCACCGCCGAGGUGCGCGCCGCCUUUGCCUCGCCGCGCGACAUCAAGUGGGAGACGGUGCGGGCGCUGCCGUACCUCAACGCGACGCUCGAGGAGGCGCUGCGGCUCUUUUCGCCCGCGCCGUCGAACCAGCCGCGCGUGGUGCCGGCGUGCGGCGCCGUGGUGGCCGGCUGCCCGCUGCCGUCGGGGACGACCGUGUCGGUGGCGCCGUGGGCGGCCGUGUUCUCGGCCCGCAACUUUGCCGACCCCGAGAGGUUUGCGCCCGAGCGCUGGCUGGACGAGGGCGGCGCGGAUCCCCGCUACGCCGCCGACCGCCGCGGCGCCUCGCAGCCCUUCAGCACGGGCCCGCGCGGCUGCAUGGGCAAGAACCUGGCCUACUUUGAGCUGCGCCUCGUGCUGGCCCACCUGCUCUGGCACUUUGACCUCGAGCCCACCGACAGCGCCGCCGGCCGCGAGUGCAUGCGCCGCUGGGAGCAGACCGACAUGGACACGUACCAGACCUGGAUGAAGCCCGAUCUGUGGGUCGACUUGAAGGAGGCGCAGCGGUAGGCUUCCUGCAUGUUUUGCUGGGAGACUGAACCUGGGUAUUGUGCGAAAGCUGGGAACAAGCAAUCUCAAGUCAAGACUGUCAAGACUGUCAAGGUGCUUAGUGUGGACGUAUAUACACAGUAAAUACUAGAACUAAAAUUGUGAUGGUUGCUACGAGA
This is a messenger RNA of Pyricularia oryzae 70-15, 1952 nucleotides long. RefSeq names its product cytochrome P450 monooxygenase. The transcript is spliced from 6 exons. The record is from RefSeq and is a predicted model, not a curated record. Gene Ontology annotation, molecular function: heme binding; monooxygenase activity; oxidoreductase activity, acting on paired donors, with incorporation or reduction of molecular oxygen. Lineage: Eukaryota; Fungi; Ascomycota; Sordariomycetes; Magnaporthales; Pyriculariaceae. Bases 229 to 1794 code for a protein of 521 amino acids.